Molecule: messenger RNA, 3575 nt
Organism: Tyto alba (common barn owl)
Lineage: Eukaryota; Metazoa; Chordata; Aves; Strigiformes; Tytonidae
Gene: FAM177A1
Product: family with sequence similarity 177 member A1
Exons: 5
Coding region: 108-755 (215 amino acids)
Source: RefSeq, a predicted model, not a curated record
CCGCCCCGGCGGGCGGUGUGACGGGCGGUGCCGCCCGGCUGCUCGCCUCCCUGGGCGCCGCGGCGGGCCCGUUGCCGCCCUCCCCCGGCGCCGCGGCGGGCGGGAGGAUGGAGCAGGGGCUGUCCGCCAUCACCCUCUACUGCGCGCCCGCAGCCGGCCCCGCCGCUGCCGCCUGCGCCAUGGAGCCCGAGCAGCAACUUGCAAAUGGAGAGAGAGGCUUUGAGAAUGUGGAGCUCGGUGUCAUAGGAAAGAAGAAGAAAAUUCCAAGGAGAGUUAUUCAUUUUGCAAGUGGAGAAACAAUGGAAGAAUAUAGCACAGAUGAAGAGGAAGAUGAACAAGAGAAAAAAGACCUCUUGCCGCCUGUAGAUCCUACGACACUCACAUGGGGACCCUACUUAUGGUUUCACAUGCUGCGAGUUGCCACAUCAACCUUAUCAGUGUGUGAUUUUCUUGGGGAAAAGAUUGCAUCUGUUCUGGGGAUAAGCACACCAAAAUACCAAUAUGCCAUUGAUGAGUAUUACAGAAUGAAGAGAGAGGAGGAAGAGGAGGAACAGGAAAACAGGAUGUCAGAAGAAGCAGAAAGACAGCACCAGGAACAGCAGAACAAGCCACAAGCUGAAGCUCCUGUCCAGACAGACCAGCCUGAAGCGACAGCAUGCACUUCAUUCGUGAAUGUAAACUUUGAAAAUGAGGGAGAUGAUUGCCAGUCUGUUGGGGAAAAUAAACAAGAUGUAGCUCCUGUCCCUUCUGUGUAAAGCUCUGUAUAGUGUAGGAAAUAGGAAGUGUCAGGUGUCAGAAGCUGGCUAUAAGAAGCAGGAAAAAUAGGAUUAUACUAGUUCAGUGAAGUACAACUUCUAGCAUUCUUAUUGAUCAGGAGAGAGCUGGGUGAUGUCUGUUCAGUCUGUCUGCCUAAUAAAGGCUGAGGCAUUCUGCCAGAUUGGCACUUCAGUUAAAAUGAAAAUUGCACUACAAACAUUUGGUUUAAAAUUGAACGUGUGAGCUGAUUUGUGUGUAAAGCAAGUAAAAAUGUCUUUUUUUUUGAAUUGCUGUGUCUCUCACACCUGUGGAUUGCAGACGCAGUGCUGUUUCCUACUUCUAAACACCUAUUUCUGAUUUGCACGUUGUUUGCAACUCAGCUCUCUAUGAAUAGAUUAAUAGGAAUCAAUAUCCUGUAACUCAAAAGUCAUUAUAAUAGCGUCCAAUUUCCCCUAUUUAUUGUCACUAUUGUAUGCAUGUAUUUUUUUUUGUUGUUGUUUAACACGAGAGAUAACAUUAGAUUUAAUGUCGAUUAGAUUUAGGGGUUCACUGGCUUCGGGGUUUUUUUUAAUUAAAAAAAAACCCAAACCAACUUUAAAGGAGGUCGUAAACACCCGUAAGAAUUUAUUACCAACUACCAGCACUCUUGGAGGCUAAUAGUGCUCAUCUGCACCAUUCCGUGCUGCAGCAGAGUACAGAACUAGCAUCAGUGUAAGAUGUUCUCAGUCCAAGAAUUAAGAGACCCACUUGCCUGAAUACGUUAAGUGCUCUGAAUGGUCCUGGGAAAUAAACUAAAGUCUUGUUAAAUUAUACUGAAUGCAGUGGACACUGUGUAUGGUACUGAUCUAGAACUAUGAAAACUUUUUUGGACAUAGAUUAUCUGAGUCAGUAUACUUGAUUAACCUAAAGAGAUUAUUUGUUUAAUGUUAAAUUACCAGUAAGGGAUGUGCCACUGCAGAUAUUUUUCCCCCCUCUAACACAGAAUACGUAAAUAACUAGAAAUCAACAAAACUAGUCUUGGGAUUCUUCAUUUUUCUUAAAUAAACAAAACACACUGUUGCAAUACUGCAACAACAGUAGUUUUUAUUUUUAAGUGAAAUGCAGAUCCCUCCAGAGUUUUUAAGUAGCCCUAGAUACCAAUUAAGGCUGUUGUACUGCAACGGGUAUCAUUCUACUUGUGGCUUGUAAAAGGUGAAUGGUUUACUUUGUGACAACCAGAUGUCAGUGCCCCAGUCACUUUCUAUAGAAAAUCGUUGUAGCUAAAGGAGCAGAGAACCUGCACUAGUUACCAUGUGAUACAUUAAUUCUGACUUUGAGAUUUCUAAAACAAAAAAAUCUUCAGUGAAAUUUUGUGUUGGCUCUCAUCAUGUGUCCCUGGCCCUGGUCCCACUACCUACUAACUAAAGAGCCAGCUGUAACAUCAGAGGCCAGGUAACUCGGCUAAUAGUUUCCAGAGUUCAGUUUGUAUUUCAGCCAGCCCUCUGCCUGAACUGGUGUCCUGGAGAGCACAAAUUCCUUCUCCUCUUAUCUGCCCUUAGCAUUCCAGUACUAUACAUAAUCUUCUGAGGAGGAUUCAAUCAUCAGCUCUAUUCCACCUGUUUUGAUACUCUGUUCUUUGCCUCUUUUUGAAGACAGCUGUGUAAAAUCCUUCCUUAGCCCAGACCAGCUGCAAGGGAGAACUUGAUUCUACACCUGGGGAAUACAUAGAACAAGAGCUUGUUGGGAGUUCUUAUACUGUCAAUGGUAGAAAGCCUCACAUAGCUCAAGAAUAAAACCUCUACAGCUGAAGGAUGCUUUGCUUUUCUGCCAAGAAAUUAAUGUCAUUUGCGCUGGUUUUUUAUCCCUUCUCCUUACUAUCUGUUGCAUCAGAAAUGCUCUCACUGCCUUGGGUUUAAACUUCUUUGUAUAAAAUACCGUACAACUCACUGUGCCUUAACUUAAUCCUUCCUUCAGUUUUUUGCAAACUGUAUGAAAGUGAUUACUUUCAUAAUGGUUUAAUUUUUCUGUAAAUGCAUUAAUCUGUUAUUUUAUAUUUAAUAUAAUUUUUGAACUGGAAGUUGGCUAUGGCUUUUCCUUUAAAACUCUCUGGUCUCUGAAACUACACCUGCACAGAGCGGCACGUGCCUGUUCACUGUUGUCAUCUUCACUGAGUCACACAGCCUGGUGAAAUAUUCAAGCACUGAAAUUCAAGAUAUACUACUGCUACCCCUUCCUUACAAUCCCAUGUAAUACUUGUUAACAUACAUGUGUUCAGCAUUACUUCAAACUAGUAAGUAACACAGGACUGCAACCAUCUCUGGCCUGGAGCUAGUGUAGUUUUAUCUGAAAGUUGAAUUUUACUGUUUUAAUUACUGCUGUAGCUCAACUGUACAAUUAAGUUAAAUUACAUAAAAUACUUGCACGGGAGGUUAAGUUGCUGAAAGCCUUUACACAGGUGUUUGGAUUAGUUUUAAAUAGACCUAAAACUAGUGCAGCUUUAUUUCUGCUAAUGAACCUCUUAAGAAUUAGGUAACUAUUCAGUCAAUAGUUAUUUACUUCUUUCUACUAGACACUUAAAAGCUGGACACACACAGAAGAAGAAGGCCUAAAUUCUACAUCUUACUGAAAACUGCCUCUAGAAAAGAUUGCUCAACAGUGCUAUUGUUAGAGGAAGCCAUACAGAAUGCAGCAGGAGGCUUGGGAUGGCCACGUGGAUACAGGCCAGUGCUGAAGAGACCAAGAACCACACCCUUACUUUCUGGGUGGAUUCACAUUCAGAAUAGGGUAUUCAAAUAACAGUAGGGCUUGGUACACCAGGAAAAAGUCCAAAAAUAUUUAUU